CUCCAACCCUGACCAGCCGUGGGAAGGCCCAGUGGGACAGCCUGGUGCAGCUUGGCCAAGGAGGCAGAACCCAACUUGGAGCCAGCGCCCUCAUAAUGCUGCCCAAAGGCAAUGUUCACUGCAGUUCCCGGAGGUUCUGGAGCCCAGAGAAGGAGUCUUCAUCGAGGAGAGUUCACUGGAAGAACUUUGGCUGUUUCCUACCCGCUGUUGGACCAUCCAGCUUGCUACAAAGAUGGCCAAGGAUGGAGUCGCCGAUGACGACGCACUGUCCAUGGGCCCCGGUGAAAUGGGAAAACCCGAUACGGGACUGCAGAUCCUCUCGGCGUGACACCCUCUAACACGUGUCCCCGAAGGGUAAGGAGAGCUUAUUGGAGAGGAGGCAGCAGCCGGUUGAGACUGAGGCCAAGAUGUUAGUUUUCCAUCCCCAGGGUGUCAUGCGCUCACCAGCCGCGGCUCGCCCGCCUAGCGGAGAAGCACACUGGGGACGAGUCCCGCAGGAUCCAGCCCAGGUGGCCCGAAGCUCCUGACUGGGAGGAGGAGGCUCCCGCGGUCACAGGUUUUCCUGACUUCUCCAUUUCUGUACUGGAUUCGUCGGCUCCAGGGCGCCAGAGAGGUGUGGGCGACGUCCGGGCAGAGAGCCGCCCUCGGCCGCCCCGCCGCCCAAGAGUAAACGUCCCGGGCCAGUAUGAGCGCUGACGCCCGGGUCCCCUCCCCCGUUCUGCGCCGCCAAAGGAGGAAGAAGAGGAGAGGCUGAGCCCAGGCACCGGAGUAGCUGCUUCCUCCACCUCCCGCUCCUGCUCUUCCUCCUCGUCCGGCCGGAUCCGACCUCGCGUCCGGCCCGGGUCGUCCCUCCCCGGCCGGCUCGGCACCGCCUCCGCCGCCCCCACCGAGACCGCGGCGCCCCCCCGUCCGCCCCGGAUCUCAAUAUGUGUCAUGUCAUCGUGACCUGCCGCUCGAUGCUGUGGACCCUGCUCAGCAUCGUGGUGGCCUUCGCGGAACUGAUCGCCUUCAUGAGCGCCGACUGGCUCAUCGGGCGAGCCAAGCCCGCCGGCUCCGGCGGGCCGGACAACCGGACAGGAGGCCUCCAGGAGUCCUACCACCCGACCCUGGGCAUCUACGCCCGCUGCAUCCGGGUCCCCCGCGUGCAGUACUUCAAGCGAGACACCCUGUGCGGGCCGUACGCGGAUAACUUCGCCGAGAUCGCCAGCGGGUUCUGGCAGGCCACGGCCAUUUUCCUGGCCGUGGGGAUCUUCAUCCUCUGCGCCGUGGCCUUCGUGUCCAUCUUCACCAUGUGCGUGCAGAGCAUCCUGAAGAAGAGCAUUUUCAACGUCUGCGGGCUGCUCCAAGGGAUUGCAGGCUUGUUCCUAAUCCUCGGUCUGAUACUCUACCCCGCUGGUUGGGGUUCCCCGAAGGCGGUAAGCUUCUGCGGACACUACGCGUCUGCCUACAAGCCGGGAGACUGCUCUCUGGGCUGGGCCUUUUACACGGCCAUCGGGGGCACCGUCCUGACGUUCAUCUGUGCCGUCUUCUCGGCUCAGGCCGAGAUCGCUACCUCCAGCGACAGGGUGCAGGAGGAGAUCGAGGAGGGAAAGAACCUGAUCUGCCUCCUCUAGCUCGGCGGCCCUCGGUGCCGCCGCCUGUCGCCUCCUUCCGGGCAAGAGGGUCCCUUUUCCUGACUCACCACUCACACGCCACAAGCCCACCUGCCGGAGCUCGGGUCUGCCGAAGCCACAUCCGUGCCAGCGGGGCCCAAGGAGAGGAGCCGGCCCGAAGCCGAGGAGUUGGACCCGGGAACCUGGGCGCUUCGGGGCCUCCGCGCGACUGGACGCGGUGCGGGUCGAGCACGUGGGAGAGGAGCGGGGAGGCUUACGGGCGGGCACGCGGAAACAGCCUCCGGACUCUGGCCAGCAGCUGACGGUUUCUCAUUCCGUCGGAUGACACCUCCCCCAGGGUUUGCUCUACCGCACAACGUACAGCAGGGUGGGUGGUGGUCUCUCUGGCUUCCUGUCACUCGGGUCUACCAUCCGAUUCACGUGGCAGCGGUUCCGCUUCGACUGUUCCGGUGAUCUGAGAUCGGCUGCCAUCUUAGAUCAGCACCGCGCUCACAGGAGGGACAAGGGAUGGACUCUAGACAAACUCACACUGCUCCUGGCCAACUGGAACGAGACGGGAGCUUAAAGUUACCCUGAGCUCGAGGCUGGGCGUGGGCAGGCCGCGGGUCAGCCGGGAGAGAGUGGGGCGAGGGUUACUCAGUGGCCGUCGUUAAAGGAGGAGUCUGUUCAGGCUCCCUGUGGUCAGAAGGGGAAAAACCAUUACUGGUCAGAAGCACGGACUCGGUUCGGUUAGGAGGCAUUCCUGGGCCUCUCAGCUAUCAUCACAGCGGCUGCCACCGGGGGCUCGGGACCCAGGACCGACUGAGACCUUUCAGACGUCGGCCAACUUCACCCGAUUCUCGUUGACUACCUUUCAGUAUUUCCAAACACAGGUUACAUUUUAUCUAGGCCCUGUAGCGGCCUCUCGCUGGGGGGGAGAACAGGGGAGGGGAGGCUCCCGCGACCCCCUCCAAGAACUGAUCGUGAACAGUGGAAAUGGGCAAAGUCUAAGAGAGCUGCAGAGGGAAGAGCUCGUCUUCCCGGACACGGCAAAGGGAAGCGCGCUGGACAGAAGGCCGCCCUUCAACUUGAACGUCUGGCUGCCUCUCGGCGGGUUCAAGCAGCCCCAAAUAAGAGGGCUGGGUCAGUAAUUCCUUACCCGAAGACCUUGCCGAAAACGCCCGAGAUGAGGGAAGGGACCUCAGCAAGUGUUCGCGGAUGAGCGAAGGUGAACCGAGUCUCACCCCUCCUGCUAGAGGACUGGCAAAGCAGCAGGUGAAAAAAUCCUUAGCACGAAAAGGAACCACACAGUGGUUGGUCAAGCAUAUGUCUUGAGGUGUAUAUUUCCAUGGAGAGCCAGGAAAAAGGAUGGAGGUUCAAGCAAUAUUUGGACACUUGAGCUGCUCCUGCCAUCCCCCCCCCCCCGCCGUCAGAAGCGGGGAGCUAAUCAUGAGGGGGCAGCCCAGAAAAGAAGUGAUGUGGGUUUAAAAAGAAAUUCCUUCCACUAGCCCUAUGAUGAUAUGUUGUUUUUGUGUUUACCCUACUGACCGAGGGGGUCUCUGGCUUUUCCAGCCCCGGGCCUCCUCCCCUCCACCCCACUGCUGCCCCUCGGGGCAGGCCCCAGAGACACUAAGGCAGGCGCUGUGAGUGGGUGGGGAGGGAGAAGAACAGGCCCGAGCUACCGGUAAGCCUAACGACAGCUCUCAGACAAACCCAACGCUAGGCCAAGUGCAGGGUGAGGGAGGUGCCCACUAGCCAGAGUAGGUCGGUAGCUGAAAUGGCCCCCAAAGAAAUUCAGGUCUCCUGUCCUAACCACUAGCUCACACUUCCCUACCUUCUAACUUGGAGUACACUGAUGAACGAACGAACCUGUGGUCCAGGUGACUGUGGGCACGAGGUCCACUCAGAUUUUUUUCUUUUUUUUAAAACACACCCUGAUAGAUUUUUCAACUUCACGGCUACAGCAACCGGAGCUUCAGCUCCACAGAGACGCCGACGGGGCGGGGUCAUCGCGGUCCAUCCCCGCUCUGACCUCCAGUCUGGGCUCUGUCGCCAAUUCCCGCGUUAAUGAGAUGGGGAAGUUCUAGCUGAGGUUCCGGCAGAGGAACCAAUUCCAAGCCAUUUCCUCGGGAGCAAGGAGAUUCGGGUGGGGGCACGUCCUAGCUCUGCUCCCUUGAAAGGGCCCUUCUGUUCUCCAGCCCUAAUUCACAAAAACGUAGCCCCAAACCCACCCCUUCGGCCGAAGCGGUGACGGUCGCUCCACCACCGGGUGCCACGUUCCUCCCCGGAGAUGCCGAAACGCCACAGCAGCGGGGACACGUCUAAGCGACUCGGGACCAUCCCACCACGCUGACUUCCCCGGCGGAUGUCUAAACUCAACUGCAGGCCCGCUACGUGUGGCAGAAAUAUUACGAUGAAUCCACAGCUGGCUGUCCAGCUCUACCUGGUUCGCCUCAGAAACAGACUGUUGCUCUCCACAGAUCGUCCUGAUCAAUUUCUCUCCAUCAUGUCACCACCUAAUUAUACCACUGAAGGCUUUUUAGUGUGCACAGACUCUUUCACAGUUGCCAAAUUGCCUUUCAAGCUGAAGUUCAAGGUCUAUCUCCCCACUGCCUCCACUUCAAACAAGUAUCCGGUGGCGUUACAACGGGCCGGGCUACACACCUUACCAGCGUGCGGACUUCAAAGUCAGAUACAGACUUUGUACUGUUUCGUAUAGUUCUCAAGCACCUGUGGUUUGAUAAUCUUUGUUAAAUUUAUAUUCUGUUACGUGCCAUAGCCCUUCCGGAAGUGUAGCAUAUUUAAAAAAAAAUAUGUAUAUAUAUAUAGACCUAAGUCUGUGUGUAAGAUGUGCAAUAACAGAGAUGGAUGUUCUGUGGGUUUUUAAUUCUAAAAAACUGGACUGGCUUGGCACAAGGGUCUUCUUGUAGGGGGGAGAGGGCGGGGGGGAAAGAAGAAGUAGGGGUUUGAUUUCUUGGGCCACAGCUCGAGGCCAGGGUCAGCCUAGCACUAGCCCAACCCUCAAUGGAGGGAAACGGGUGUGACCCUGGUUGAAGGUCUGAGUGAGAUACAAUCAUCAGCAUGUUCACUGGGAAGCCCGGUUAAUUGCUAGCCUUUCAUUUGAAAUGUGAAGCUGCCAUGCCACCUCUGUUAGUCUAAUAUUUAGUCGCAGCUACAGAAUCCCCAAGGAGCUGGGGUUGGAUUCCGCUUUCGCAGCCCCUCUGGGCCACAAACACAUCCCCCCCCCCCCCCCCCCCAUACCCUUCCUGCCUGGAACAUACCGAACUGUCACACUAUCAAGUGCGGCUGGAUCAGCCACCCAAAAUCCUAGGUGCUGGGUGGGCCUAAACCAUCUCCCUUAGUGCCGGACGCGCAGUGGUGACGGUUCCAGGAGGGCCGUGGUGGCAUAAAGCAUUCAGCUCUCCCGGGAGGCUGCAGCAGACCUAAGCAGUAGCCUCGGUAGAGCGUGGGCCGAGCUGGGGGGCGGGGAGACAGACUCAAACGCUCCAUCCUGUGAGCCGAAGUUACCACGGUGCUGCAGUGUGUGGGGAUUUCUGGGGCGCCUGCCAUGCUGUGAGCUGACCCGCUGUUUCUCGUGUUCAUGUACUUGCCUCUGUUUCUCAAAGCUCGGAAUUAAACUAGACUUGGCAACCUCA
Molecule: messenger RNA, 5248 nt
Organism: Ornithorhynchus anatinus (platypus)
Lineage: Eukaryota; Metazoa; Chordata; Mammalia; Monotremata; Ornithorhynchidae
Gene: LHFPL2
Product: LHFPL tetraspan subfamily member 2
Exons: 8
Coding region: 927-1613 (228 amino acids)
Cellular component (GO): membrane
Source: RefSeq, a predicted model, not a curated record